GGAUAUAUCCAAGUGAUGAACUUGAAACCAGAACGAACCACUAAUUCGAAGGCGGCAACGGGGCUGCUUGCACAAGCUAAAGCUCCACUAGAACACGAUUAUGAGUUUAUCCAUCAAUUUUGUGGUCGCCCAACCCGUUCAAUCCAUUGUCUUUCCUUCACGAACGCCCAAUGGCCAGAUAAGGAAUUCAUCUUUAACAACAACGCAUUCUGCUACCCAAAAAGCUAUUACAACCCCCGGUAUCAAAAUUCCCAAUUCGGUUUCAGUUGAUAAAAGUAAUUCCCGUCUUGAAAUUCAGCCGCUUGUUGAUCUUCUGCGUGGUUGUGUGGAUGCAAGGUUUCUGAAACAAGCAAAGACUGUACAUGGGUUUUUGUUAAAAUCAAAAUUUUCAAACCACGAUUCUCUGGUUUUGCUUAAUCAUGUUGCUGACGCUUAUUCGAAAUGCUCCGAUAUCGAUGCUGCCUGUCGCCUGUUUGAUAAAAUGUCCCAGAGAAACAUAUUUUCAUGGACUGUCAUAAUUGCUGGAUUGGCUAAGAAUGGUUUGUUCCACGAUGGGUUUGAGUUCUUCUGUGAAAUGCAGAGUCAGGAUAUUUUCCCUGAUCAGUUUGCUUAUUCUGGUGUCUUACAGAUAUGCAUUGGCCUGGAGUCCAUUGAAUUGGGCAAAAUGGUUCAUGCCCAGAUUGUUAUUAGAGGCUUUGCAUCUCAUACUUUCGUGUCUACUGCUCUUCUUAAUAUGUAUGCAAAGUUACAAAAGAUUGAUGAUUCAUACGAGGUGUUUAACACCAUGACUGAAGUCAAUGUAGUCUCGUGGAAUGCCAUGAUCUCAGGGUUCACAUCAAAUGGUCUUUACUCAGAUGCUUUUGAUCAUUUUCUCAGAAUGAAAGGAGAAGGAGUAACACCCGAUGCUCAAACAUUUAUCAGCAUUGCAAAAGCUAUCGGUAUGUUACGAGAUGUGAACAAGGCGAAAGAAAUUAGCCGUUAUGCUUCUGAGUUGGGUAUGGACUCUAAUACUCUUGUGGGUACUGGCCUUAUUGAUAUGCAUUCUAAAUGUGGAUCUUUGCAAGAGGCAAGAUCUAUCUUUGACUCACAUUUCACCAAUUGUCGAGUUAAUGGACCGUGGAAUGCUAUGAUUUCGGGGUAUUUACAGAGUGAGUUUAAUGAAAAAGCCUUGGAAUUGUUUGCCAAAAUGUGUCUAAACAACGUACACUUGGACCGUUACACCUACUGUAGUGUAUUUAAUGCUAUAGCUGCUUUGAAGUGUUUGUCGUUGGGAAAGAAGGUUCAUGCCAGGGCUAUAAAAUCAGGAUUGGAAGUGAAUAAUAUAAGUAUUUCCAAUGCAGUGGCUAAUGCUUAUGCUAAAUGUGGAUCGCUGGAGGAUUUAAGGAAGGUCUUUUACAGUAUGGAAGAAAGAGAUUUAGUAUCUUGGACCACCCUAGUGACUGCUUACUCUCAAUGUUCUGAAUGGGACAAAGCAAUAGAGAUCUUCUCAAAUAUGAGAGAAGAAGGUUUUGCACCCAAUCAAUUUGCCUUUUCUAGCGUGCUUGUUUCAUGUGCUAGCCUUUGCUUACUCGAGUACGGUCAGCAAGUCCAUGGGGUCAUUUGCAAGGUUGGCUUGGAUAUGGACAAAUGCAUACAAAGUGCUCUGAUUGACAUGUAUGCCAAAUGUGGCAGUCUGGCUGAGGCGAAGAAGGUUUUCGAUAAAAUCUCUGAUGCUGAUACAAUUUCAUGGACUGCUAUAAUAGCAGGUCAUGCUCAACACGGUAUGGUCGAUGACGCCCUUCAACUCUUUAGGAGGAUGGAUCAGUUAGGUGUGGAGCCCAAUGCUGUUACUUUUUUGUGUGUUCUAUUUGCUUGUAGCCAUGGAGGUCUGGUAGAGGAAGGCCUACAGUACUUCAAGCUAAUGAAGGAAACCUAUGGUUUGGUCCCAGGGAUGGAGCAUUAUUCCUGUAUUGUCGAUCUCUUAAGUCGUGUGGGACGUCUAAAUGAUGCAAUGGAAUUUAUAAGUAAGAUGCCCAUAGAGCCGAAUGAAAUGGUUUGGCAGACCUUGUUGGGGGCAUGCAGGGUCCAUGGUAAUGUUGAAUUGGGAGAGCUUGCUGCUCGGAAGAUACGUUCUUUCAAAGCCGAAAACUCCGCCACCUAUGUUCUUUUAUCCAACACCUAUAUCGAAUCAGGGAGUUACAAAGACGGACUUAGUUUGCGGAAUGUGAUGAAAGAGCAGGGCGUAAAAAAGGAACCAGGAUGUAGUUGGAUCGCUGUGAAUGGUACUUUACAUAAAUUUUACGCAGGUGAUCAACAACAUCCAGAAAAAGAUAAAAUUUAUGCAAAGCUAGAAGAGUUGAGGUUGAAGGUCAAUUCUUCGGAUGAUGUACCAGAUUUGAGUUACGAGCUGUAAGACGUGGACCUCGGUUAAGUCAUACGGGUACGGAUGGAAGCCCCGGUCCUCUCGACCAAAUCUCUAUGGAGAAAAAUAAACGCAUCAGCCAAAGAUAUCAAAUUAAACAGUGAAGGCAAAUGAGUGCUUAAGAACUAAAUUUGGGGCUAAAGUAUAUGGGACUUACAGAUAUGAUUGUCUGCAUUAUUCAUCUCCUGCAGGUUCUGAAAUAUGUAUGAUGAUGUACAGCAUUAGGAUUAGGGGAAUGACGAAAAGCGCCACAGACCAUGCUUGGUUCUAUGAAGAUCUUUUACUUUUUGACAAUAUGAUUGCUUUAUUGGGUGAAGGCUUCAGAAGUUUGACCUCUUCUAUAGUAAUACAUUGUUAUGGUGUUCUAAUAUGGAAUCAUAGAGCCUUUCUGCUUAUGAUCUUACUGGGGUCUACCGAACUCGUCGUACUCGAAAGUAGCAAAAAUUAUUAUUACAUUACAUGAAUAAGUUUGGGGAAAAAUUUCUCCCUCUGA
Cucurbita pepo subsp. pepo (vegetable marrow) is the source of this 2894-nucleotide messenger RNA. RefSeq names its product pentatricopeptide repeat-containing protein At3g16610. The record is from RefSeq and is a predicted model, not a curated record. Gene Ontology annotation, molecular function: protein binding; RNA binding. Lineage: Eukaryota; Viridiplantae; Streptophyta; Magnoliopsida; Cucurbitales; Cucurbitaceae. Gene Ontology annotation, biological process: RNA modification.